CAAAGUACGUCUUUGGCUCUUUUCUUGGCGCUGUGUAUAGUCUAUGGUUCUAGCGUGUGCGUAGUUUGAAAGUUGUUUACAUUUGCUGUGAGAAAGGGAAGCAGUGCCUUACUGUCCGUGACGCGAUAUUAUUUCGAUAGCAUCAAAAUGUGUACUUAGAUAAUUAUCAUGUCAUGAUGUUUCACAGUUCCAUUGGUAUCAGUACUGACGGGAUACAUAAAAGCGUUUCGUGCUAGAGGUAUUAGGGGAAAAAAUUUAUUACGGUAAAAACUUCAUAAGCAGCAUGGAAAUCGAGAAAGAAGUGUGGAAAUCAGUGUUGCAAAUUCUCAUGUUUCAGCCUGUAAUGGAACUGAAAAAUGUCACCGAAUUGUUAUCGGAACUGAAUGACAGGAGAACAGUGGCGGUUGAUUUAGACAGUGUUAUUCACCAGAUAAAUCGGCAUGUGAAUCGACACGGACAGAAGUUAACCAAACAGAUCUGUGAAAUUACAGAAAAUGAAUAUCUCAUCCUAUUCAGCACGAGCAACAACGCAGCUACUCAGACUCUGACAGGUGGUUACACAAAGGAACACAGGGAGGUCUACAAAAGGAUUCUGGCAGAAAUUAUGACUUCAGAGACUUUGGGGUCUGUGUCAUCUACCCAUGUGCUGAACAUGUCACAAGAUAUGCCUUUUCAUAUAACAAAAGGGCAUCUCCAGGAUAUUGCAGAGAAACUCAUUAGUGAUGGAUGGUUCUGCAAAAAGGAAGGUAAGAUCUACAUAGGCGUUCGCACCAUUGCUGAAAUGGCACCAUACAUUGCAGAAGCAUAUGCAGAUUGUGUUUCAAACUGUCACCUGUGCAAAGACUAUGUUUUUGUGGGAAUCGUCUGUGAAUGUGGUGUAGUGUGUCACAAACGAUGUGUGGACAAAAUGAGAAAAAUUUUGUCAGGUGUAUACGAGUGCCCCAAAUGCAAAGUUCAGCAACAGAUAUAGAAUUUUGGUGUGUAGAAAGUUUAAAAUAAAUGCUAAGAAACACUA
This is a messenger RNA of Schistocerca gregaria, 1015 nucleotides long. RefSeq names its product non-structural maintenance of chromosomes element 1 homolog. The record is from RefSeq and is a predicted model, not a curated record. Gene Ontology annotation, cellular component: Smc5-Smc6 complex; nucleus. Bases 284 to 970 code for a protein of 228 amino acids. Gene Ontology annotation, biological process: DNA damage tolerance; double-strand break repair via homologous recombination. NCBI's taxonomy places the organism in Eukaryota, Metazoa, Arthropoda, Insecta, Orthoptera, Acrididae. The transcript is spliced from 5 exons. Gene Ontology annotation, molecular function: ubiquitin-protein transferase activity.